This is a messenger RNA of Rhododendron vialii, 393 nucleotides long. Its product is annotated as cytochrome b5-like. The record is from RefSeq and is a predicted model, not a curated record. Gene Ontology annotation, cellular component: membrane; intracellular membrane-bounded organelle. The transcript is spliced from 4 exons. Bases 1 to 393 code for a protein of 130 amino acids. Gene Ontology annotation, molecular function: heme binding. NCBI's taxonomy places the organism in Eukaryota, Viridiplantae, Streptophyta, Magnoliopsida, Ericales, Ericaceae.
AUGGCUUCAGAUUCGAAACUCCUCGCAUUGGAAGAGGUCAAUAAGCACAACAAAACCAAAGAUUGCUGGCUAAUUAUAUCUGGAAAGUGGGAAAUCCUACUACUGGGGAUGUUAAUUUCUCGUAGUACUGUAUAUUGCUACCAUUCACAGCCUGGUGGCGAUGUAGUUUUGCUAUCUGCAACUGGGAAAGAUGCAACAAAUGACUUCGAAGAUGUAGGCCACAGCGAUUCUGCUAGAGAGAUGAUAGAAAAGUAUUACAUUGGUGAAGUUGACCAUCUGCAGCCUGUGGAUCUUCUCUUUAUGGUUCGGUUUCAUGGUUUUUAUCUUUUCCAGUCUCUGGUCUCUGGAUGGGGUUUAUCUUCAUGUUUUGGGCCUUUAGGCUCAUCUAUUUAG